Molecule: messenger RNA, 2591 nt
Organism: Solanum verrucosum
Lineage: Eukaryota; Viridiplantae; Streptophyta; Magnoliopsida; Solanales; Solanaceae
Product: MACPF domain-containing protein At4g24290
Exons: 7
Coding region: 533-2338 (601 amino acids)
Biological process (GO): regulation of salicylic acid mediated signaling pathway; plant-type hypersensitive response
Cellular component (GO): plasma membrane
Source: RefSeq, a predicted model, not a curated record
CUCAUACAAAAAGCAAAAAUCCUAAAAAGAGUUAAAAACAUUAAAAUACAGAGUUUCCAUAUCAAGCGCAUUAACCUCAAAAUCGUCUUCUGAAAUUCAUCGCCGUCGUCUUCGAAGCUCUUCUCUAGAUCUGAGCUUCACUUCACUUCAAAGGCAAAUACCAAAUCUUCGGAUCUCCAACUCCCCAUUUCGAUACACACUUCAGCUAGGGUUUCGAGUCCGUACUAGACUGAAAUGCUCGCCGAUUCAUGACGGAGGUUUUUCGAGUACUUGCGUGAUUCUAGGAUUAUACUGUGUAGUUGAUUUGGUGGAAAACGAGAAAUCGAGUAUCCUGGAUAUAAUUUUUCAAAUUUCUAGAUUGAUACUUCCAAAGUUUUGAUUAUUCUUCUGUUAGUUACAGCUGUAUUUUGACUAGUCUAGGAACACGGAGGGACUUUUUUUUACAUGGUUCAUUUAUAGGUUGCGUGUAUGGUAAUGUUGAACAUUUCUGUAACUUAAGUCGUUUUUCGAUAGAAGAAGGAUGUUGUGACGAAUGGCGUUGAAGUUACCUGCUGCUGAAGCAGCUAAGGUUGCGAUUCAGUCUAUAGGAUGUGGAUAUGAUAUAUCCUUGGAUUUGAGGCUCAAGUAUUGUAAAAGUCACCCAUCUAAUAGUCGUUUAAUUGAAAUUGAUGAAAAUGAGGGUCGGGAGGUUGUGCUUCCUGGUGGAAUUUCAAUACCUAAUGUGUCAAAAUCUAUCAAAUGUGAUAAAGGAGAACACACACGGUUUCGCUCUGAUGUUCUUUCUUUCCAGCAGAUGUCAGAGCAGUUCAAUCAGGAAGUAUCCGUGAAUGGUAAAAUUCCUUCAGGGAUCUUCAAUACUAUGUUCGAGUUUUCUGGUUCUUGGCAGAAGGAUGCUGCAUACACUAAAACCCUCGCUUUUGAUGGUGUGUUCAUCACAUUGUACUCUGUUGCUCUAGAAAAAUCUCAAAUGGUGCUGUGUGAUUAUGUUAAAAAGGAAGUUCCGUCAACAUGGGAUCCUGCAGCAUUAGCAAGGUUUAUUGAAAAAUUUGGUACUCAUGUCAUUGUUGGUAUAAAGAUGGGGGGAAAAGAUGUAAUAUAUAUGAAACAACAGCACUCAUCAUCGCUUCUGCCUGCUGACGUGCAAAAACGUUUGAAGACAAUGGCAGAUAAGAGGUUUUCAGGUGCAAAUGAACAAGGCAGAAUAGAAUCGCAGCAGGCACAUCAGAAUGAGAAGUUUGAAAUCAGGGAGCACCGACUGAGGUUCGCCGAUCCCAAUAUAUCAGGUUCAUAUGCACAUAAGGAGGAUACUGUUUGUAUUUGCAAGAGGAGAGGUGGAAGUGAUAGCAGAGGCCUGAUGCAUAAUCAGUGGUUACAAAGUGUUGAUCAGGAGCCUGAUGUGAUCUCAAUGUCCUUCAUUCCUAUAACUUCACUGUUGAAUGGCAUCUCAGGAAGUGGAUUUUUAAGUCAUGCUAUAAAUCUGUACUUACGCUAUAAACCACCAAUUGAAGAGCUUCACCAGUUUUUGGAAUUUCAGCUGCCAAGGCAAUGGGCACCAGUAUUCGGUGAUCUUCCGCUUGGUCCACAGAGAAGGCAUUUAAGUUUUCCGUCUUUGCAGUUCAGUUUACUGGGUCCCAGGCUUUAUGUGAACACCACUCCGGUUGAUGUUGGCAAGAGGCCGGUGACUGGACUUCGUUUGUACCUUGAAGGUAGAAGGAGUAACCGCUUAGCUGUCCAUUUACAGCAUCUUUCAUCUCUUCCUAAAGUCUUCCAACUUGAAGAUGAUCCAAAUGGCAAUUUUCGCCGAGAAUCAUAUGAUCGCAAAUACUAUGAAAAAGUUCAAUGGAAGAACUUUUCUCACGUCUGCACCGCACCUGUUGAAUCUGAUGAAGAUCUUAACAUAGUUACUGGAGCACAAUUGGAAUUAGGGGACUAUGGGUUUAAAAAGGUCCUCUUUCUGAGGCUCCGUUUCUCGACUGUCAUGGGAGCUACUAUGGUAAAGCACGCUGAGUGGGAUGGUUCUCCUGGGUUGGCUCGCAAAUCUGGCCUGAUAUCAACUCUCAUUAGCCAGCACUUCACAUCAGUUCAGAAGCCACCUCCGCGGCCAGAUGAUGUGAACAUAAAUUCUGCCAUUUACCCUGGUGGUCCUCCAGUUCCUGUGCAAGCCCCUAAGCUCUUGAAAUUUGUCGAUACUACUGAGAUGACUCGAGGACCACAGGAACCUCCUGGUUAUUGGGUUGUUUCAGGUGCAAGGCUUAUGGUUGAGAAAGGAAGGAUCUCUGUGAGGGUCAAAUAUUCCUUGCUAACUGUAAUACAACCCGAUGAUGAAAUAUCAGAGUAAUUUAGAAGAGGUUCUCUUUUAUUUAUACUCAAAACAAUGCAAAAGCUACAGGGAGAAGUUGCAGUGUAGUUUGUUGCUCAGUUUUCUUGAUGUUGAAACACCUGUUGUACAAAAUUUGGCGAAAGUGCCAAAAAAGGGGAUGAAGCAACUGUUCUGUACUUUGAGAUGUCUCUAAUCUUUGUUCUGAUUUUGUUUGCGCUUAAUGUAAAUCAUGACAAUAUUGGUUGUAAUAUAAUUCUCACUUCUCCAAAAA